ACAGAUGUUUAAAAAAACAUCUAAUAAAACCUGCUUUAACAUCUACUGCUGCAAACAUGGAUGCGUCCAGUGACAGGCUUUUCUGCUGCAGAUGGGUGCGCAACAAGGUUCCCACGGCCUGCAGGGAUGAACUCUACCACAUCCUGAGGAUGACAGGGCCUCUGCUACUCUCCAAAAUUCUCCAUUACCUGCUUCCAUUUGUUGUCACAAUGUUCUGCGGACGCCUGGGAAAUGAUGUGAUGGCUGGUUAUGGAUUAGCCUCCUCAGUCAUUAACGUCACCACUGCAGCCACGGGAUGCGGUCUGGGUCUGGCAUGCGACACGCUGGUGUCCCAGACGUUCGGGGGUAAGAACCUGCUGCGGGUGGGAGUGAUCCUGCAGAGGGGCAUCAUCAUCCUGAUGCUGUUCUGUCUGCCCUGCUGGGGGCUGCUCAUUAACGCCGAGGCCAUCCUGCUGUGCAUGGGGCAGGAACCUGAGGUGGCGAGAGUAGCCCAGCUGUAUAUAACAGCUUUUAUUCCUGCAGUACCAGCCAUGUUUCUAUAUAACCUUCAGGUGUCCUAUUUGCAGAACCAGGGAAUAAUCAUGCCCCAAAUGUACACUGCUUUGUUGGCGAACAUUGCCAACCUGGCAACAAACUUCACCUUCCUUCACUGGAUGAAUCUGGGCGUUGUUGGUUCUGCAGCGGCCAACACUCUCUCGCAGAUUUAUAUCUGUGUGUUUCUGUUUGCAUACAUUUGGUGGAAGAAGCUACAUGUGAACACAUGGGGAGGCUGGUCUGUGGAAUCACUGCAGGAGUGGGGAUCCUACAUGAAGCUGGCCAUCCCCAGCUUGUUGAUGGUUUGCUUUGAGUGGUGGGUGUAUGAGUUUGGAGGAUUCUUUGCAGGAAUGCUGAGUGAGGAUGAACUGGCAGCCCAACAUGCUGUGGUGAUGAUCGCUUUCAUCACUUACAUGUUCCCUCUUGGGAUUCAAUCUGCGGCCUGCGCGCGUGUGGGCAACGCUCUCGGUGCAGGAGACACCGCCAGAGCUCUCCUCGUUUCCAAGCUGUCACUCAGUCUGGCAGUUUCCUUUGCUCUCGUUGAAGGCGUUGUGCUUGGCUGCACUAAAACAGUCAUCGGCUACCUCUUCACGGCUGAUGAGAAUAUUGCAAGAAUUGUGUCGAACUUGAUGACUGUGUACUGCUUCCUCCAGCUCUUCGACGGCCUUGUGGUGAGUCAUUGUAUGCAGAGCAAAUCUGUUUGUUGCACUGAGCCAAGAGUCUCACAUGUGCGUCUCCUGUCCUCUCAGUGUGUGUGCACCGGCAUCUUCUUGGGCACAGGCAAACAGAGGAUACCAGCUGUGGCCAAUUUCAUUGCAUACUACUGCGUGGGGCUGACGAUGAGCGUGGUUUUGAUGUUUGUCGCAAAGCUGAGAAUUUCAGGGUUUUGGCUCGGGCUGCUCAUUUGUGUUGUCCUGCAUUCCACUUUCUACAUCAUUGUGAUCUUCAGGUUGAACUGGAAGAAAAUGACAGAGGAGGCAGUAAAACGGGCCAUGAAAAAGACUCACCUGACUCUGUUAGGAGCAGAUGACCCGUCAGACAACCGCACAGUUCACGGUCAACCACCAAGCAAUGGAAAUUUCACCGAAGGUUACACACCUGUGAAAACCCAGCAACAUGACGGGAACAGUGAGACCCGUGUUGAGCAGGAGGCCAGACGGCAGAAGAGCGGCCGCCUCUCCACCACCCAGCUGGUCAUCAGGCGAGGCAUCACCAUGGUUACGGCGCUGGCCUUUCUGGCGGUGGGAACAGCCGUCCACUUCCUGGUCCGCUUGCCGGAAAUCGGAAGCAACUCUACUCUUGACUCAGUCAAUACAACAUUUACUCCUCACACAAUUCCCUCUCUGGAAUCUUAAUUCUCAGUUAGAA
Messenger RNA from Poeciliopsis prolifica (blackstripe livebearer), 1902 nucleotides. Its product is annotated as multidrug and toxin extrusion protein 1-like. Gene Ontology annotation, cellular component: membrane. Gene Ontology annotation, molecular function: xenobiotic transmembrane transporter activity; antiporter activity. The transcript has 16 exons. Gene Ontology annotation, biological process: xenobiotic detoxification by transmembrane export across the plasma membrane. The record is from RefSeq and is a predicted model, not a curated record. The coding region runs from base 57 to 1889 and encodes 610 amino acids. Lineage: Eukaryota; Metazoa; Chordata; Actinopteri; Cyprinodontiformes; Poeciliidae.